AUGGCAGAGUAUAGCCACAUGCAAAAGCAAGUGGAUUUACAAAAUGGUGGCUUAGAAGAAGAAUUUGGGGUGCAUUCUCUGGAGAGCGAUCCCCAAAACAUGGAGAACCUAAGCCAGAAGAAAUACUCUUCCAGUCUGAAGUUUAAAGCCAAUGGAGACUAUUCAGGCUCCUAUCUAACCCUCUCACAACCUGUGCCUACUAAGAGAAGCCCUUCUCCUUUGGGUACCAAUGCCAGAAGCAGCCCCUCCUUGGCCAAAAUCCAGGGAAGCAAACAGUUCCCCUGCGAUGGAACUGAGAAAAAUCCUUCCAUGAAACCUCCCACUCCUUUCCUCAGCACUACAGCUUCGCUCGGUGGAUAUCCACUUGGGAGAGCAGAUUUUGAUCAUUAUACUGGUCGAGACAGUGAAAGGUCUUUAAGGAUCUCAGAGAAGCCUCCCUAUUCCAAAUAUAGCUCUAGAAAUAAAUCACACGACAACGUCUACUUUAUUGGAGGACUGGAAGGAAGAAAGGCAUCUGGCUCGCUCCUGGCCAUGUGGAAUGGAGGAUCUCUGAGCGAAUCUGGUCCCUCCUCCACAAGCAGGUCGGGAGCGGCAAGCAUGCCUUCAAGCCCAAAGCAAGCCAGGAAAAUGAGCGUUCAGGACAACCUAGCACUUCAGCCCAAGCUAACCAGACGCAAGGAGCCGGCAUCUGAAAACAUCAGUUUACGAACUCGGAAAUAUUCAGGGAGCAGUCUGAGUCACAUGGGAGCCUAUAGCCGAUCGCUUCCCAGAUUGUACAAAGCCACAGAGAACCAGAUGACACCUCUCAGCUUGCCUCCCAGAAACUCUCUGGGCAAUUCUAAGAGAAGCCGACUGGGGGACAAGGAUCUACCUCAUAGCAUAAUAGACAAUGACAAUUACCUUAAUUUUUCUUCUCUAAGCUCAGGGGCUUUCCCCUAUAAAACUUCUGCAUCAGAGGGCAGUCCUUAUGUAAGUUCCACCCUCAGUGUCCCUGCCAGUCCUCGAGUGGCUCGGAAGAUGCUUCUGGCCUCCACCUCCUCUUGCGCCUCUGAUGACUUUGAUAGGGUUCCAUACUCGGGGACGAGCCCAAGUCAGUCAUUUGCUGUAGGAGAUCCAGACAGGGUGUUCAUGACGAGGAGGAACUUCUCUUGUGGCUCUGUGGAGUUUGAUGAUGAGGAUUUGGACAGCCUCAGACAGGCCUCAGGGACUCCCCAGCCUGUCCUUCGAGAACGGAAAAGUAGCAUUAGCUCAAUUUCUGGACGUGAUGACCUGAUGGAUUAUCACCGGCGGCAGAGGGAGGAAAGACUCAGGGAGCAGGAGAUGGAGCGACUGGAGAGACAGCGCCUGGAGACCAUCCUCAGUCUCUGUGCUGAGUACACAAAGCCUGACAGCUGCUUGUCGACAGGCACCACAGUGGCAGAUGUGCAGAAAAUCAACAAGGAGCUUGAGAAACUGCAGCUCUCUGAUGAGGAAUCAGUGUUUGAAGAUGCGCUGGUGUGCCCUGACACAAGAUACAGGUGCCACCGGAAGAGCUCUCUGCAUGAUGUCGACUUGGCAGGCUUCGGAAGCCUCAGUCCCGGCAGUGCCAGCUUCCUCACCUCCAGGAGCAUUAGGAAUGAUGAACCGCUCCGUGACCUUUCCAGGAACCCCCUACAGCACCCUUCCACCUUUCUGAAGGCAUCCAGCGAGUCCUCUUAUUUAAGCAUCCUACCAAAGACCCCCGAGGAUAUAAGUGAAGAACAGAGGACUCAGGAGUUGGCCGCAAUGGAAGACUCAUGGAUAAUAAUUCUGAACAACCUUGAGGAGCUUGAACAAAAAAUCAAAGAUAUAAAUGACCAGAUGGAUGAAUCUUCCAGAGAGUUGGAUAUGGAAUGUGCUCUUUUGGAUGGAGAGCAGCAAUCUGAGACAACUGAACUUAUGAAGGAGAAGGAGAUUUUGGAUCAUCUUAACAGGAAAAUAGCAGAACUGGAAAAGAACAUUGUUGGUGAAAAGACCAAGGAGAAGGUAAAGCUUGAUGCUGAAAGGGAAAAACUAGAGAGGCUUCAGGAGCUUUACUCCGAGCAGAAGACCCAGCUGGACAAUUGUCCUGAGUCCAUGAGGGAACAGUUACAACAACAACUGAAGAGGGAUGCUGAUCUGUUGGAUGUUGAAAGCAAACACUUUGAAGACCUGGAAUUCCAGCAGCUUGAACACGAGAGCCGUCUAGAUGAGGAAAAGGAGAACUUGACUCAGCAGCUCUUGCGUGAGGUGGCUGAAUAUCAACGAAACAUUGUCACUAGAAAGGAAAAAAUUUCUGCAUUAAAAAAGCAAGCCAAUCACAUUGUCCAACAGGCUCAGAGAGAGCAAGAUCAUUUUGUGAAAGAAAAGAAUAAUUUAAUAAUGAUGCUACAAAAAGAAAAGGAGAAUCUUUGUAAUUUGGAAAAGAAAUACUCCAGCCUCUCUGGGGGAAAAGGUUUUCCUGUUAACCCUAAUACUCUAAAAGAGGGCUAUAUCAGUGUAAGUGAAAUUAAUGAGCCCUGUGGCAAUUCCACGAAUCUGUCCCCUUCCACUCAGUUCCCUGCUGAUGCUGAUGCUGUUGUCACUGAGCCUGCCUCAGCUGUGCCGGGGAGCCAGCCCCAGAGUUCAGAGCAAAGAUCAUCUGUCUGUUCUGGAUUUAUGUUUCCUUCCACCCUUUCUCCUCAUCCUAUCACUGAACCUUCAUUAGCUUCUUGGCCCGAAGUCAUGGCUACAUCUGUCGAUCCUUUCCCUUUAAAUGACACACCUCCACCUCUGCCAGCUAAGAAACACAGAAGGCAACAGCAGCAGGAACAACAGCACUUUAGAAGUCUGGAAGAAAGGAAAAAACAGCAUAAAGAAGGCCUCUAUCUGAGUGACACUUUGCCUCGAAAGAAAACCACACCUUCCAUCUCCCCACAUUUCAGCAGUGCUACAAUGGGGAGAAGCACCACCCCAAAGGUGCACCUGCCUCUGGGACAGAGCAACAGCUGUGGCAGUGUGCUCCCUCACUCGCUGGCAACUAUGACCAAAGACUCAGAGUCUCGGAGGAUGCUCAGAGGAUAUAAUCACCAACAGAUGAGUGAAGGGCAAAGGCAGAAAUCUGAAUUUUACAACCGCACAGCAUCUGAAUCAAAUGUCUACUUGAAUAGUUUCCAUUAUCCAGGUCAUAGCUACAAGGACCAGGCCUUUGACACCUUGAGCCUGGACAGCUCUGAUAGCAUGGAGACAAGCAUCUCUGCCUGCUCACCUGACAAUAUCUCCAGUGCCAGCACUUCAAAUAUUGCCAGAAUAGAAGAAAUGGAGAGGCUGUUGAAACAGGCUCAUGCAGAAAAGACCCGACUGCUUGAAUCCAGGGAACGGGAAAUGGAAGCCAAAAAACGAGCUCUGGAAGAAGAAAAACGACGCCGAGAAAUCCUGGAAAAACGAUUACAGGAAGAAACUAGCCAGAGGCAGAAAUUAAUAGAAAAGGAAGUAAAAAUACGGGAGAAACAAAGGGCACAGGCUCGUCCUUUGACGCGCUAUCUGCCUGUCCGAAAGGAAGACUUUGACCUGCGGAGUCACGUAGAGACAGCUGGCCACAACAUUGACACCUGUUACCACGUCUCCAUCACAGAAAAGACCUGCCGAGGAUUCCUCAUCAAAAUGGGUGGAAAAAUUAAAACUUGGAAAAAACGUUGGUUUGUUUUUGAUCGGAAUAAAAGAACAUUUUCUUACUAUGCAGAUAAGCAUGAAGCUAAAUUAAAAGGAGUAAUAUACUUUCAAGCCAUUGAAGAAGUGUAUUAUGAUCACCUCAAAAAUGCUAAUAAGAGUCCUAAUCCAUUACUCACCUUUAGUGUCAAGACGCAUGACAGAAUCUAUUACAUGGUGGCUCCCUCACCCGAAGCUAUGAGGAUCUGGAUGGAUGUUAUAGUUACCGGGGCAGAAGGUUACACUCACUUCCUGCUGUAGUGUACGGGAGCACAGUCCACUUCAGGGCAGACUGCAAUAACCUCUUAUAAGAAUGAAGCCAUACCAGAUGCAAUCCCAUAUAGAAAGACCUAAUGGACCCAUCCCUUUAGCUGUGUGCACUCAACUAUUUUCAUAUUGAGAAGUCUUUUAUAAAAAAAAAAUUAAAAGAUGGGAUUUUAAUUCAAAGCUUGAUCUAAACAGCAAAAGAAUCGAAGCUCCUGUGAGAAAUAAAUACGAUUUUGAUAAAUGCAUCACUUAUACAAACAUUUCUUAUGAACUAUUUUUUAUCAGUUGAUUUUGGUUAAAGAAACUAAACAGUUUACAAAAU
Molecule: messenger RNA, 4273 nt
Organism: Castor canadensis (American beaver)
Lineage: Eukaryota; Metazoa; Chordata; Mammalia; Rodentia; Castoridae
Gene: Phldb2
Product: pleckstrin homology like domain family B member 2
Biological process (GO): regulation of microtubule cytoskeleton organization
Cellular component (GO): basal cortex
Source: RefSeq, a predicted model, not a curated record